Messenger RNA from Penicillium vulpinum, 219 nucleotides. RefSeq lists its product as uncharacterized. The record is from RefSeq and is a predicted model, not a curated record. Bases 1 to 219 code for a protein of 72 amino acids. The transcript has a single exon. NCBI's taxonomy places the organism in Eukaryota, Fungi, Ascomycota, Eurotiomycetes, Eurotiales, Aspergillaceae.
AUGGAUCGCAGAAUGAAAGCUGCUGCUGAAAGCCACAACAUACCUCUGACAUCUAGUUUUGUCCUGCAUCUCCUAAUGAUUGUCUUGCUUAAAGAAGAGGGCUUGCUAGACAAAUGGAAGAUGGACAAACUGGAGUUAGGCAUGUACCAACUCUUUCCAUAUUUCAAGGCAGAAGACAACAAGAGAAUUGUCGGGAUUGCUCUGGCACAGACUACUUAG